AGUCGAAAAUUUCAUCUCGUUGCCUUCGAGAAAAAAAGUAACACAAAAAAACAAACUUAAUUGUCAUAACGUGCCUUUAAUGAGAGGAAGAAAAGAAGGGGAUUCGAUACAGGUUAUAGGGGCAAUCAAAGUAACUAACACAAGUGAUGGAAAAAACAGAAGAGAAAGUUCAAUGCAAACAUUUUAGUCAUGGACAUCAAUUGGAAUACACCAAUAAGCUUCCUCCCAAAGGAAAUGCAAUUUGUUCUGGCUGCAAACUCAGUAUAUUUCCUGAUAAAUUCUACUACAAAUGUGAAACAUGCUCAUAUUUCCUUCAUCAAGUGUGCUUCAACAUGCCCAAGAAUUUGGAGCAUCUUGUGGAUCCAAUCCAUCACCUCACUCUCCUACCCAUGCCUUCUUCAUCGAUUCAUGACUCCACAAGAUGUAAGGCCUGUGAAAAAGAAAUCACUGGCUUUUCUUACACUUGUGCUAAAUGUUAUAGCUAUUAUCACACACUAUGCUUAGCAUUACCUCUUACACUAAAACUGCCAUCCCACUGCCACACAUUGGACUUAGAAUUCUGUCCUCCCUAUGAUUUCGAAUGUGAUUUAUGCAAAAAGCCUUGUUAUAAAGGUUGGCUUUACCAUUGCAGCUCUUGUGAAUUCGAUGCACACAUUUCGUGUGCUAUUACACACAAAGGAGAAGAUAUUCAUAAUCCUUGUGAGUCGAUUUAUCAGAGCAAAUCAUCUGAUCAGGUGCUCGAGAAAGAAACUAAAACUGGCAGUAAAUGCCACGAGUUGAUGGAUUUACUAUCAAAAUACAUGAAGGGAACAGAGAAAAGUAUUAGUCAAGAUCAUGUUCAGCUUCAAGUCCAACAACAAACACCAAGUUAUCAAUUCAGUGAUGGCUGCUUUUCCAUUGAUCUUGCAAAAUCUCAGCUGCUAAAUGAUGAACAAAUGAGAAAAGGAGCAGAUUAUCAUGCAGUGGAAAUUCCAGAAUCUAAAGAGAAACAGAAUGUCGCCUACGUUACUCUGACAAAAGGGGUUAAUUUAUCUUCUUCAAGUGGGAUUGGUUCUGAAGUUUGGAUGGGAUUAGGCAGGGAAAUGGAGAAGGCUUAUCAAACCAAUGAUUCUCACAAAGAACGGUUAAGGAGUUCAUGUUGUACAGACAUUCUUAAAAAUUUGUUUUGUCCAAAGAAGUGAAAACUGUAAACGCGGACUAAGUGAAGACACUUAAAGCUUCGAGGAUACAAAGUACAAAUUCGAAAUUGCAGGACGAACAGCUGCCAUAUGAAUGCCUUUACCCUACCUCUUAUGAUGUAAAAUAUUACUAUUCUUAAAGAAAA
This is a messenger RNA of Nicotiana tabacum (common tobacco), 1324 nucleotides long. RefSeq lists its product as uncharacterized. The record is from RefSeq and is a predicted model, not a curated record. NCBI's taxonomy places the organism in Eukaryota, Viridiplantae, Streptophyta, Magnoliopsida, Solanales, Solanaceae.